AGCCGUGUGGCAACUGUUGCAGUUGAAAGCUUUCUACGAAUUGGGAAAUUCGAGCACGCAUAACCAAACACGUCUCAAGGAAUGAAGCGGUGUCGUUUCGUCUUGAUUGGUCGUGCAUGGCUGAGAGCCUGAGACGACCAAGCCUCGCAAAAACGCGCUGAAGCUCGUAGCUUUAUCCAAAGCCCACACCGUAUCUUCUGUAUGGUCUGGAAUUCUCCAUUCCAUCGUCAAUGGCUCUGCUUCUUGGCGGUAUUCAACCUCAGAUACUAUCUUCCAUUCGUUAUGAUCAUAGAAAACCUUGUACCAGAGUUUCCAAUGGUCGCUUCCAUUUCGCCGUUAAUACUAGAAUUCGUACUGUUCAAUCCAUUCCUCCUUUUAAUCAGAGACGUAUUUUUGUGAGCCCUUCAAAAUCAGCGUCCAUAGAUGGGUUUCUGUCCAGAAGAAUCCAGAAGCUCUCUGUGAAGAAAAAGAAGAUGAAGAGUUUCUGAAGAGGCUUAGGAGAUGGUUCAGUUUCCUUCCUUCUAUUUUGCCUGGUGGAAGCUGGUGGGACUUCUCCGAAAAUGUCGAAAUUCAAGAAUCAGCUCGACCCGUCACCGUGUGGCGCGCGCUUGCCAAAAUGUGGCAACUUGUUGCUCAAGACCGAUGGGUUAUUUUCGCUGCAUUCUCUGCUCUGAUUCUUGCGGCGGUUUCGGAGAUUUCCAUACCGCAUUUCUUAACUGCAUCUAUCUUUUCCGCACAGGGUGCGGAAAUUACAGUUUUCCGUCGGAAUGUACUUCUCUUGGUUCUGUUCUGUAUAACUUCGGGAAUAUGCAGGUCAAAAUCUUCGGGAUACGAGGCUGCUGUUUUGGAAUUGCAAAUAUGAUACUGGUAAAGAGAAUGAGAGAAACAUUAUACUCCUCCCUUCUUCUUCAGGAUAUAUCAUUUUUUGACAAUGUAACAGUUGGUGAUCUGACAAGUAGGCUAGGUGCCGAUUGUCAACAAGUUUCACGUGUUAUUGGAAAUGACCUUAACUUGAUAUUGCGCAAUGUUCUUCAGGGAGCUGGUGCUUUAACCUACUUGUUAUUUUUGUCUUGGCCACUUGGUUUAUUUACAUUGAUGAUAUGCUCUGUAUUGUCAGCAGUUUUGCUACUUUAUGGAAGGUACCAGAAAAAGGCAGCAAAGUUGAUCCAAGAAGUCACUGCUUCUGCUAAUGAAGUUGCACAAGAGACAUUCUCUCUCAUUAGAACUGUCCGCGUUUAUGGAACAGAAGAGGAAGAACUUGGAAGGUAUAAAUGGUGGCUCGAAAAGUUAGCUGAUAUAAGCUUGAGACAAAGUGCUGCUUAUGGAUUUUGGAAUUUCAGCUUCAACAAUCUUUAUCAUUCAACUCAGGUUAUUGCGGUGCUGUUUGGAGGAAUGUCUAUUCUAGCAGGUCAUAUUACAGCAGAGAAACUUACUAAGUUUAUACUAUACAGUGAAUGGCUUAUUUAUUCAACCUGGUGGGUGGGAGACAGUAUAUCAUCUUUGAUGCAAUCUGUUGGGGCUAGUGAAAAAGUGUUCCAGUUGAUGGAUCUCUCACCUAGCAAGCAGUUCCAAGCGAAAGGAGCAAAGUUGCAGAGGUUAAUUGGGAAUAUUGAAUUUGUUAAUGUAUCUUUUCACUAUCCUUCAAGGCCAACGGUAUCUGUAGUGCAGCAUGUAAGUUUUGCUGUUCGACCUGGUGAAGUGGUUGCAAUAGCUGGUCUUAGUGGCAGUGGAAAGAGUACACUAGUGAACCUUCUGCUCCGCUUAUAUGAGCCAACCAAUGGUCAGAUUUUGAUUGAUGGCGCCCCUCUUAAAGAGCUGGACAUCACUUGGUGGAGAGAAAGAAUCGGAUUUGUGGGACAGGAACCUAAGCUCUUCAGAAUGGAUAUCAAUUCAAACAUAAGAUAUGGAUGCACUCGGGAGAUUAAGCAAGAGGAUGUUGAAUGGGCUGCAAAGCAAGCAUAUGCCCAUGACUUCAUCUCAGCACUUCCUAAUGGGUAUGAAACACUUGUUGACGAUGAUUUGUUGAGUGGGGGACAAAAGCAGCGAAUUGCUAUUGCUAGAGCUAUUCUCAGGGAUCCAAAAAUAUUGAUCCUUGAUGAAGCCACCAGUGCACUGGAUGCUGAGAGUGAACAUAAUGUCAAGGGCGUUCUCCGUUCUGUUAAAAAUGACUCCCUGACUAUGAGAAGUGUCAUUGUUAUUGCGCACAGGCUUUCUACUAUACAAGCAGCCGACAGGGUUGUGGUAAUGGAUAGUGGUAAAAUUGUUGAGAUUGGGAGUCACAGGGAACUACUCUUAAGGGACGGUUUGUAUGCACGAUUGACUAGUAAACAGGCUGACGCAGUGGCUUGAUUUUUCUUCUAUUUUGCUUCUUUCUCAUGCUACGCAGUGCAGUGGGGCAAGCAAUUUUUUCAACUGCUGACCCAUGUAUUCGUAGUAUUAAACAAGCGAAACUGAUCGGUUUCCUCAAGGACAGAUAUACACCUUGCUGCUGCUGAUGUUUUGGAUCGAAGAAUUUGACAGAAGCAGUUUCUUAAGGCAUAAACUAACGCAUAGUGAGGAGUAUAUCAGUAUAAGAGCCGAGCUUGAUUGAUAGCCACGAAGCCACCUUUGAGUUUUUGUUUAUAAUUAAUAAAGGUUUGUGUGUGAGUUAUAUUGAAUCUAUGAAUUCAUGGAUUAUGUAAAUGAUGCAGUCUAUUUGUAUUAUGCGGCAAGUGCACAAGCUGCUCCUUUAUGGGUUCCGACAGCCUUUCCUUGAUGAUAAUAUUGGUUUAUUUAAUACAAUUGUGUGUUUUAGAUCA
Prosopis cineraria is the source of this 2798-nucleotide messenger RNA. RefSeq names its product ABC transporter B family member 26, chloroplastic. NCBI's taxonomy places the organism in Eukaryota, Viridiplantae, Streptophyta, Magnoliopsida, Fabales, Fabaceae. The record is from RefSeq and is a predicted model, not a curated record. Bases 502 to 2349 code for a protein of 615 amino acids. The transcript is spliced from 18 exons. Gene Ontology annotation, cellular component: membrane. Gene Ontology annotation, biological process: transmembrane transport. Gene Ontology annotation, molecular function: ATP hydrolysis activity; ATP binding; ABC-type transporter activity.